GUCAACGAGCAAGACAACCAGGGGAACACGAUGCUGCAUUACGCUGCCUGGUACGGGCAUCUCAAGACCAUCAAGAUGCUACUGAAGCUGGGAGCUCUACCAGACAUUGUGAACCGAGAAGGCAGAACGCCACUGCACCUGGCGUACAGCAACAGCGAGAUGGAGUGUCAUGCUUGUUUGCUCGAGGCC
Guillardia theta CCMP2712 is the source of this 189-nucleotide messenger RNA. RefSeq lists its product as hypothetical. Gene Ontology annotation, biological process: regulation of gene expression. The annotation marks the transcript as partial. NCBI's taxonomy places the organism in Eukaryota, Cryptophyceae, Pyrenomonadales, Geminigeraceae. The record is from RefSeq and is a predicted model, not a curated record. Gene Ontology annotation, molecular function: protein binding. Gene Ontology annotation, cellular component: nucleus. The transcript has a single exon.